AUGGGUGACAUUGCCGGUGCCGCAUGUGUAGCGGACACAGAAGCUGAAGAAUCUGAAGAGGUGAUAUGGAGGCCGGAUCGGCAAGAGAAUCUCUUGAAUGAGCGACCCAGCAUGGUUGAAAGAUCUCAAGAACGAGGAACCGAGGAAGGUAUUCGAGAACGACGAGAAAUCGCAACACAAAGGUUCAGAUCGUUCAGAAAAAGGACAGCCAUUCAAAAAAAUCCUUACAAACUGGACAGAAUACGGCACAAACAGUUGCUGAAAGGAUUCGAGUUUCAAAAGGAGUCUGCAGAUCAGAAAUCGAAGGAAAGGUACGAUGAGUGGAAUGACGCAGAUAAUAUUUUAUCGCAGGACGCCGAAUGGCAAGAAGGUGUGGGUAACGCUCAGGAGCCUGAAUUAGAGGAUACUUAUUCUAAAGCGAGUCCAGUUCGAGAAUGCGAGAGCAUCUCUGAAGAUGAAGGUCCGGUGUACUACAGGGGCAAACACGUAAGUCUGCAAACCGGAUUUCGGGGCAUUUUGCCCAGAGUGAUGUGGAAAAGGGCCCUAGAAGACGAUAGAAAAUCAGAACCAACUCGUUUUCAGCGGUCCAAAAAAGAGGGGAAAGGUAUCGCGAAGCGGAAAGUGACGAACAAACGACAUGGUCUAGCCAACUCCUCACUAGAUGACAAAUUGUUCUUGGCGGACGAUCUAGUGGGUAGUGAAAGCGAAGCUAUAAUGGGCAACUUUGACCUCGAAAAGCUCGACAACGAGUACAUGGAAACAUUAGGAAAUCAAUUAGAGGACAAGUAUGGCAAUUCAUACGCAUUUGAUGAUUUGUCGGAUGAUGCAGAACUGCCAGAUAGCGAAGUAAGAACCUUCCUAACCCAGGAAGAUGUGAAAACAUACUCAACACAGAAACGGCUAUCACAACCCGGUGUUCCAUCUCUUUCAUCAAAAUCUUCUGACUCUGACUUGGAGAUUAUAGAAGAAAGGCAGCGCUCGAUGAAAGGUGCUGAUAAUAUCAUUGACGCCAUGUUAAGUGCAAGGGGACGUGAUGGUCAAUCACGGGAAACCCGAAAACAGCGAGCAGCUUUGCCACAAAACGUGAGGCAAUCGAACGGAUCGAAAGCUCCUGACAAGAACAAGCGAAGGAGGAAACUAGUGAACAGCAUAUCAUCUGGAGGAGGCACAAGAUCGAGGAAGUCAAAGUACAGCGUCCUCAAGAGGUCUGUAAGGCGUUCCCACACCGCUCAUUCUGGUACCAUUAUAGCCCGCCCGCCGGAUAGUAUUCAGCCUGACCUUGUUGACCAGAGUGAGAGAAGCGAUGCCACCAAGGCAGUCAUGAAGAAGAAGGAACUAAGCAUUGAUAGUCUAGAAAGGUUUGUCUUUUCAUCAACAAAAGUAAGGGUACCGACUUUUGACACUGCUGUCGAAGAGGAGGGAGACAGAUUUACAAUAAUAAAAAAGGUAGGGAAGAAUAAUGGAAACAUCGCUCCUGCCCGAACUGAAACUACAGAUCAUUCGGAACCGUCCUCUACAGCACAGUCUCCCUUGAUGUCCGUAUUAUGUGGUGACAAACCAGCCGGACCACAAAGUGUGGACUUCACUCUCUCAGGAAAGCCCUACAGGAUCUCCAUGUAUGACACGAAUCUAGCCUCGAGUCUCGAGGCAAUGUUUCACCAUAUUGUUGAAAAAGGCGGUUCCGACUCAGAAAUAUACUCCAUGAACAACCUUAUUGUACCACUCUUGAGCCAGUUGGAUGCUCCUGGCUUAUGGGCCGUUGUUGAUAACUUUCACAGAACUUUCAGGUCAAAAGCAAAUCUUUUGAGAAAUCGUGCUAAGCCUAUACACUUUUAUCAAAUAGCUGCUUGCCUGGUCAUGCUGAAUGAGAUACGAUGUUAUUCUAGUGUCUCGAAGUUGUUAGCCGCCGAAAUUAUGAACAAAAUUCUUGAUCACAUAGUCUCCUUUUUCAAAUUGGUCUCAAAAUCACACCUCACAAAUUUGGACGACGAUCUGCUCAAAGAGUCUUAUGCUUUAAUGGCUACUCUGAUCAAAGAAGCUAAUAAAGGUCAAGAACUUUGGGAUAGGAUUCGUGCUUUGUCAUUCCCCUCAAAUGUUGCACUGAUAAUUUUGCGAGAAUUUCCUAGUGGGGAAACCUGUUGGCAGAUGGCAGAGAUAGAGCCAUCCUAUGAGGGGGCUCAUGACUGGAUUCAAUUGAUAUUCUUCUCCGUCGCUCAUCGCAAUUGGCAUGCUGAUGGAAUUUUGAUUCAAAAAUUCUACGAUUUCUACAAAGCGCGGAAAUUUCAGAACUUUCCUGAGGAGAAAUCUAUUGAAUCAAAACCACUCCUCAUCGGUGCACCUACAUGGGGCAAGUCGGCGAAGACAGUCUUCAAUGUGUUCAUUGACCUCAUUGCAUCAUGUCAACUGUCUGCCGUUCAAAUGGAGCGAAUAACACCAAUAGGUCAAAUAGUGUCAUUGCAUUCACCUGGCCUACUAGCUAACCGCAUAAAUUUAUUACUAGUGCUUGCAGAGCAUGCUGAAUCGAGCUACGAGCAGAAACUAGAGGAUCUUUGCUAUCCAUACAUUGAGGCGAACAACGAAAAGGUACUCGAUUUAGAAGGAACAUUUGAACUGAUAUUAACAGGAUUUUGGUGUCUUUUGCGUGUAAAUGCGAGCAAGAACCUAACUACGAAGGCAAAAAUUGCUUUUCUUGCGCUCCAGCAGAUAGUCAGAUACCGCGGAACAAAUGUUGCCAGAAUAUUAGGUGAGUUUUUCAAACGACUUUACUCGAUAGCACCUUCGCUAGGGAAGUCGAUGCCAUUUGUGUUGAAAUCGCUUUACCCAGCCCUGAUGUUCCUGAUCAAAGUGAAGGAAAAGGUCGAACUUGUUCCUCUCCUAAAGUUUUUCGGCCAGAACCUUCAUCUGUUAGAUGUGACAUGGGUCAUGACCCACCUGCAUCAGGUCUUUUCAGAUUUAGCUGAUGAUGACGACCACCUUUUUCAAUUCUACUUUAUCAUUACAAAGCUCCUUGCUUCAAGAAAGGUCAUAACCUGGUGGUCUGUCUUGAACUAUAACAACAUACUCAAUGCAUCAAAAAAGCAUUACGUUCGUUUUUGUACCCUUGUCGUUCAGAAUUGUGACGAACAUUCGUUCCUCCAAAUCAGGCACAAGCUUUUGCAGACUGUUGUUGACGUUUUAUUCGAACCUGUUGAUAUUGUGUUCGUUAAGUUCUUAAAAGCACUUUCUCGACGGGAUAGCGAAUUUGAGGUACACGGAAAUCUCUCGUACCUAGCAAGCAGCUUAGAAGUGGCUACGGGUGCUUUAAGCGCUUUUAAGAAAGUCAAGGACCACUCUUACAUGGAAAGCCUAGUCACAAAACUCAAAGACCAACUACUUUUCAAACCAGCCAGCAAGCCACUUGUAAUGGUGCUGACCAAUAUCCUUAACCUGAAUUUUGUUGACAUCAUGAAAACAAAUCCCAACUUUCUUCACCUCAAAAGCCAGUUCAAUAUUUCCGACACUGAAACCCAAAAAAGUGUUUUCCGAGAAAUUCUAUCUUCCCAGAAGGGUGAGCUUGAGAGAGCCUUGUUCAUAGAAGAAGAGUUUCUCAAAAUAGCCAUCCAAGGAUCGUCUUUAUCUCUUUUCCUUGAAAAACUGGAAUCCUCUAUGGGCGCGAACAUUUUUUUCAAUGAUUAUCUCUUUUUUUGUCAAUUGAUUGAGGCGAAUGCAUCCAUGGAGGGGGAAAGUCGAACCGAGGUUCAGUGGUUUGUUCUGCUAACCUUGGUUCGAUUUGUUAAUAGACAUCUUGACAGAUACCACUCCCAGAUCAACUCAGCCGACUUUUCGGCUCUUUACCAAUUGCAUUCCUAUAUUUGUUCCACACAUCGGUGGUCACACAUGAGAUCCUUCAUAAGCUCGUGUGAGGGUGAAUUCUACUACGAGAUAUCUCUUUUUUUCAUGCGAAACCUUUUCAUAUCAUCGGGAUUUAUUGAGUAUGAGAUCCUUACUGCAAAGUGCAGAUCAUUCCUCGGCAACACUGCGCCCUUAGUUCACCGGUCGGGCGACGACGCCUCAUUUUAUCCAGUGAAGAGACUUUUGCAGAAAUACGGUCCCUCAAUACAUUCGAACUUUCACAAAACUACUGACUGUUCUGACCUUCAAAACGCGACCAAGGAGUGCCACACAAAAUUAAGUGCCUUACUCCAAUGA
This is a messenger RNA of Lachancea sp. 'fantastica', 4188 nucleotides long. The record is from the annotation of a GenBank genome assembly. NCBI's taxonomy places the organism in Eukaryota, Fungi, Ascomycota, Saccharomycetes, Saccharomycetales, Saccharomycetaceae.